AUGCCAAUUUCAAGAAUUGCAAUUGGAAGUCCUUCUGAAUUUGGCAAAGCUGAUGCACUCAAAGCUGCAUUAGCUGAAUUCAUUUCAAUGCUCAUUUUUGUCUUUGCAGGAGAAGGCUCUGGCAUGGCAUAUAAUAACAAUCUUGAUAUUGAUUACAGCUAUGUCACAUCAUGCACAACCAUGCUUAAGCCUUUCAAAGAUAUGGAUCUGGAUUCUAUGUUGCAAUUUACAAUCUUGACCGUUAAUUUGAGAUCAGACGACUCAAAUUGCAUAAUAACAAAAUCAGUUGAUUUCCGCUGUUGA
Messenger RNA from Vicia faba (fava bean), 303 nucleotides. The record is from the annotation of a GenBank genome assembly. Lineage: Eukaryota; Viridiplantae; Streptophyta; Magnoliopsida; Fabales; Fabaceae.